This is a messenger RNA of Nematocida minor, 1566 nucleotides long. Its product is annotated as anaphase-promoting complex subunit 8. Gene Ontology annotation, biological process: cell division. The transcript has a single exon. Gene Ontology annotation, molecular function: protein binding. The record is from RefSeq and is a predicted model, not a curated record. Lineage: Eukaryota; Fungi; Microsporidia. Gene Ontology annotation, cellular component: anaphase-promoting complex. Bases 1 to 1566 code for a protein of 521 amino acids.
AUGACAGAAUUGAGAGAGGGCAUGAAAAUGUUUGCACAAGAGCUGUCUGUUCGGUGCUUAUACGAUCCGCUAGAGUUUCUGUUCAAGAUAGAUAUAGCAGAAGAGUUCAACUACUCCACGAGCUCCUCCAAGCUGAGCAGAGCAAUGAACCUGUUCUCGAUGCGUGAGUACUACCAGGCAUACUCUGUGCUGCUUUGUCCAGACGAAGACCCUGCAAUCGCGUAUAACUACUGCGGAUGCUGCAGCAGUUCUGCGGUCUUUCUGCGAAACUAUUCGGUUUGUAUUCUUUCAUCGAUAAAGAAUGUAAAAGAAGCAGGAUUUACCGUGAAUGGAGUAAAGUACAAAGACGAAAGUGUAAAUAAGAUACUCCAGAAAGUAGUAGCAUCCUCUGGCACAUCUCACACAGAAGGAUCUAUAAGUCUUUCAGAUCCGUUUCUGCUCUAUCUUCUGAUUAUCUCUAAAAAAGAGCACAUCUCCCCAGAGAACUUCAAAAAAAUGCUCUUCCUGCUCAUAGAGACUCUUCCAUACUUCUGGGACGUGUACAAGCUCCUGGCUGACAUAAUUACCAUAUCAGAAUGUAACGAGGUGUUUGAAGCAAUAAAGGACGAAAAGAUGCGGCGGGUCUUUACUUUGUACAUUGGAUGCAAGAAGUCUAUACUGCACCCGUCCCUGAAGAAGAUCAUAGAAGAGUACGAACAGCGCCCAGAUGACAUAUCUGUGUAUGAAGAGUCGCUGAUUGUACUUGUCCUUGGGCACUACAAGAAGAACACAAAAGCACUGGAAAUAAUGGAAAGAGUGAUGGAAAAAACACACGACUGGAACAACUUUGACCAGUUCUCAAACAUUUUGUACUCCCUGAAAGACACAGAAAGACUCUCGAGCUUGCUUUUCAAAGUGUUUGAUCACUUUGGAAAUCUUCCCAUCUACAACUACGUAUCAGGCAAUCUGCUGGCGCUAAAAUCAGACCACAUCAGCAGCAUAGAAGAGUUUCAGAAGAUACUGCACGAUGACUUUACCGGAGAGUUCGAUAUUGCAUAUAUAUUUGUAGCACAGGAGUACUUCCAUCUGAAGGACACGUGUUCUGCGAUCAAAGCGUGCAACUUGGCCAUAAAAAAGAAUUACAAUGACUAUAGAGUGUGGCUCAGCAUGGCACAGAUAUAUUUCGCGAUUGAAAUGCACGAAUAUGCCCUGCACUUCUACAGAAAGUGUGCUGAGCUGUCGCCAAGCACUCCCUCGAUAUACGAAGGGCUUGGGCAGUGCUUCGAAAAGCUGAACAGAGAGGAUGAGGCUAUCAGAUGCUACAAAAAGUGUGUAGAGCAGGGGAGCAUGAAAGCGCUGUGCCUCCUUGGAGAUUUGUUUUUCAGACAGAAUAAUCAAGAGUUUAAGAAACAAUACAUGGAGUACAUACGAAUAUCCUUUUCAAACUCAGAGGAUGCUGAAAGCCCCGACAUAAACAUGAAAACAUUGGAGCGACUAAUUGAGUCGCUAGAGCCCUCUGUGGACUCCAGCACUAUUCUAGAAUGGCGCAGAUCCCUGACUAUUCUUAAAAGUAAAAUAGGCAACUAG